AUGUUUCGCAGCAGACGAGGGAGGAAGAAGGAGAAAAAGAUCGGAUCCUCGCUUCCUCGCACCCUCAGCCGUGAUUCAAUUCAUUCCGCCUCUUUUAGCCGUUCGCAAAGCAAAGACAGAAAACUAACAUGGCGAAUUUCGCGGCUUUUCCAGAAAGUCACACCCAUUGAGACCAAGCCACGGAUCUCCCGGCGCAAGGGCGCGCUCAGCAAACGCACCGCCUUCGUCCGCGAAAUCGUCAAGGAAGUCGCCGGCCUGGCACCCUACGAGCGCCGCGUCAUUGAAUUGUUGAGGAAUAGCAAGGACAAGCGUGCGAGGAAGUUGGCCAAGAAGCGGCUCGGUACAUUCGGACGUGCGAAGAGAAAGGUCGACGAACUGCAGCGCGUCAUCGCCGAGGCCAGAAGAACCGGCGGUCAUUAA
Molecule: messenger RNA, 420 nt
Organism: Cladophialophora bantiana CBS 173.52
Lineage: Eukaryota; Fungi; Ascomycota; Eurotiomycetes; Chaetothyriales; Herpotrichiellaceae
Product: 60S ribosomal protein L36
Exons: 2
Coding region: 1-420 (139 amino acids)
Biological process (GO): cytoplasmic translation
Cellular component (GO): cytosolic large ribosomal subunit; ribosome
Molecular function (GO): structural constituent of ribosome
Source: RefSeq, a predicted model, not a curated record